AUGCCCAUCACGGGAAGAGGUCCAUGUUUGAAGGAUGGACAAGAUGUCACCACAACCGCCGAGAGCGAGGUUCCCGAAUGGGCAAAGCCUCGCGGCAUGCAGCUGUCCCUGUCGACGAAUCCAGGACUCCAGUUCGCCGUUAUUCCUCUCACCCCGAAUUUGGGCUUGAACGACACAACCGGCGUGGUUAUUGAUGUCAUUCGGAUCAACGGCUACAUGACUGCGGCAGACCAGUCCAACUAUAACAAGAUCAACGAGACUUCCGACGUGGCGUAUCUAUCCUGCGACGAACCCAAAGACGAUUCAUACAUCCAGCCCGAAAAGAUGCUGUACCAAUUGAUGACCACCAAACCUCACAUCAGAGCCAUCGUGCUCUACUCCACAAGUUACACCUGGUGUUCAAUCAGCCAUACCGGUGAUCUCGAAUACACCAGCAUUCUGUCAAUGGCCGACGGCGGAGAGGCCAUGCAGGCGCUAAACUAUCUCAACCGCAGCCGCGAUGACAGUGUUAGAGUUUCCAUCACGGGCAAUACCACCGACGACAAUGCCCAGGCAGAUGAGGACUCAGGCAAGAACAAUAACGCAGUCGCUAUGAGUGUUCUGUACAGCAUUACCGGCCUCAUCACUGUCCUGUUUCUCGCUAUUAUCGCGACAGGCGCAAUAAGAGCCCAUCGAUACCCUGAAAGAUAUGGUCCGCGAGGAGCGCUUGGUGGCCGACCCCGUCAGAGCCGGGCCAAGGGCCUCGCCAGGGCUGUCCUCGAUACCAUCCCCAUUGUGAAAUUUGGGAACCAAACACCAGCAAAACCGGAUCCUGAACUAGAGCUAGAACCUACUGAAGGAACCGAUGGAGCAACGCAGCGGACCGCUUCGCGCCUAAGUGAGGCUCGGCGAUCUGAUGCAGCACCGGUAGUAGGCGCUGAUAACGAGCCUGUCUCGGCCGGGGCUAGAGCCGCAUCAUCACCCGAAGGUGCCGAGAACAAGGAUGAUGAUCAUCUGGGGUGCUCUAUCUGCACUGAAGACUUCAAGGUUGGCGAAGACGUCAGAGUCUUGCCCUGCCAGCAUCAGUUCCAUCCUGCAUGCAUCGACCCUUGGCUGAUCAACGUGUCCGGCACGUGCCCACUCUGCCGUUAUGAUCUACGCCCGGGCAAGGGCCACGAAGGUCAAAAUGAAGCUACUGGGGACACCAGUGCACUACCCCCGCCGCUUGCUCUCGAGGGUGCGGAGAAUGAUGCCCCUCUAGCAUCUCAUCGCAACCGGUUAUCACGGAUCUUUGACAUUAACCGGCUUCGAGAGGGGACGGUGGAGGAGCAGAUUGACGCACUACGGCAGAUGCGGGCGGAGACGAAUGAAGCUGAGCGGCAGCAGACAACAGAAGCCGUAGAUGGCGAGUCUCGAGGCCAAAGCGCACGAUUCGCAACCAAGCUAAAGGAGAGAUUCCGCAUCCGUACUCGCGCCCAGUCGGGUGAGGAUCGUGAUAGCCAGAGUUGAUUCCUCGAAGGGGUAGCAUGCACUCGGAGAUGGAGCGUGCCGAGUGAGGGGAUCUGAUCGCGUGGCCACAGAUAGCCACGCCUAAGAAACGUGACUGGAACGUGCAGCUGGCAGAUGAACUCGUGGAUGAUCGACAAUGAAAAUUGGAAGCCUCAGGUUUCCAUGGGGAAGGGAUAUUCAAGCAAGCAACCCCAGGUCAGAGAAGCACUUUAGGUUCGGCGUCGGGAUGGGCAGGGCAGGGGGGGAAGGCUCUUGAUUCUGGAUUGGACAAUUUGGCAAGCAUGGCACGGCGUUACAAGGGGAUACACGAAAUGAGGGUUUGCACUCGGCCGAGUGGCGAUCCCAAGCAUCAUGAUUGACGGUCAAAGCAGGAAACUGGUUUGAAAAAACAGUGUAGCAUGUACACGAUCACUUGAAUGAUAUACACUUACGCGGCGCCCU
Fusarium vanettenii 77-13-4 is the source of this 1929-nucleotide messenger RNA. RefSeq lists its product as uncharacterized. The record is from RefSeq and is a predicted model, not a curated record. Lineage: Eukaryota; Fungi; Ascomycota; Sordariomycetes; Hypocreales; Nectriaceae. The coding region runs from base 1 to 1488 and encodes 495 amino acids. The transcript is spliced from 4 exons.